Closterium sp. NIES-67 is the source of this 1219-nucleotide messenger RNA. The record is from the annotation of a GenBank genome assembly. NCBI's taxonomy places the organism in Eukaryota, Viridiplantae, Streptophyta, Zygnematophyceae, Desmidiales, Closteriaceae.
UCCGCACCGCACCACUAGAAAUCUCGUUCUAACCUCGUUUGAAUCUUAGAUCCUGCAGUGUGCUACGAUAGGUUCUGCAGGGUCGGAGUAAAGAGUAGGGCACUGCAGCAAGAGUGGGACCAGCGCUACGGUAAAAGAGGGGAUUGUCGAAAGGCGCAAGGAGCGGAAUAUUACGAGCGGAGCAGCACGAGCAGGCUAGCACGUGCGGAGUAGGACAAGGGGAAGACCACGACGAGCGGAGUACCACGCGCGGAGAAGCACAAGCAGGGCAUUACGAGCGGAGCGGAACCGCACGAGCAGGCUAGCACGAGCGGGGGAGCGUGAGCAGGCUAGCACGAGCGGGGGAGCGGGAGCAGGCUAGUGAGACUAUCAGUUUGAAAAGCAGCGGGGUAGCCCGAGCAGGCGAGCAGGUCCAGAUUAGCCCGAGCAGGCGAGCAGGUCCAUCAUGUUGAAGCAUCUGAGCCGCGUGCGCAUCGAGUUCAACGCGUUCGAUCGGCGCAACGCGGCGGCGCUCGAGUUCCUUGCGCAGUGCAACUCGCAGAAGGCGCGCGAGUCCAACCCCAAAUGCGACGUUGCGGUGAAGCGACGCACGGACGAUCACCCCCCCUUCGUUCAGGUCACAUUCAAUAACGGACAAGAGGAGACCAUGGACUGUACCCAGCUGACUGCGCAGAGCAUCCGCAGGUCGAUCCUGGACCGGGCAGAGGAGAUGGAGACGGCUCAGAUGUUCAAAGAUGCCGGGCUGCAAUGGCCCGUGGUGAUUCCCGACCAAGAGGCAGAGCUGGCCAGACGCAUGCAGGGGAAGAGCAGAUAGCAUUGGGUUGGUUGUACUAUCAUACAAUUGAAUAGUGGAGGCAUAAGGGCGCCGGGCUGCAAUGGCCCGUGGUGAUUCCCGAACCUUGACCAAGAGGCAGAGCUGGCCAGACGCAUGCAGGGGAAGAAGAGUUAGUACCUACGGUAGUAGUCGUUGCGUAGUGCAACUGACGAGGGGAGACGGAAGACUAGUGCAUCCAGAUGUCCGAAGACAGUGCUGCAAGGGCCCUUGGUGACACCAGAAUGUGAAUUCCUACAGCUCGCGCCAGACUCGCGACGAACUGAGACGCACUGCACGGAAUUGCGAAAUCAAUCCUGUGCACCGCACAGGACCACGUGAGUCUGACGUGAGGUGGUCUGGCGCGAGGUCAUAGGAAUUCGCUCUCAGUAAACCAGUACCAAACCG